Messenger RNA from Scylla paramamosain (green mud crab), 5101 nucleotides. It is a transcript of the gene Uba1, whose product is annotated as ubiquitin-like modifier-activating enzyme 1. Bases 160 to 3276 code for a protein of 1038 amino acids. Gene Ontology annotation, cellular component: cytoplasm; nucleus. The transcript has 8 exons. The record is from RefSeq and is a predicted model, not a curated record. NCBI's taxonomy places the organism in Eukaryota, Metazoa, Arthropoda, Malacostraca, Decapoda, Portunidae. Gene Ontology annotation, molecular function: ubiquitin activating enzyme activity. Gene Ontology annotation, biological process: ubiquitin-dependent protein catabolic process; protein ubiquitination; DNA damage response.
AGUCCCUUUGUGGCCAGCGAGGGAGGAGGAAGGAACUGCAUGGUGCCUGUUAGUUCUCGUCCUCCCCCUUUUUUUUUAGCAUCUCCCGUGUGGGCGGCCUGUUGAUACACUCUCCGCGGGGUUUGUGGACGGUUGAUGUGCGCGUGAAGCUCGGGAUAAAUGUCAGAAGCUGUGAAUUCACUGCCGCCGCCCUGCAAACGCCCCCGCCUUGAUACAUCGGUGAACGGAAGCGCGACCAUGGCUGCAAAUGGCGCAGGGCAGGACAUUGACGAGUCGCUGUACUCACGGCAGCUGUACGUGUUGGGCCAUGAUGCCAUGCGGCGGAUGGCAUCCUCCGAUGUUCUCAUCUCGGGACUCGGAGGACUGGGUGUUGAGAUUGCCAAGAAUGUUAUCCUUGGAGGAGUGAAAUCAGUGACUGUGCAUGACACAAAGGACGCCUCCAUGCAUGACUUGGGCAGCCACUUCUUCCUGACGGAGAAGGACUUAGGGGUGAACAGGGCCCAGGCUUGUCAGGAGCGACUGUCAGAGCUCAACCCUUAUGUCCCAGUCUCUGCUUCCACCAGCCCUCUCUCUGAUGACUUCCUCAAGCACUUCAGGGUGGUGGUGUUGACAGACUCCACCAAGGAGGAGCAGCUGCGUGUGUCCGCCUUCUGCCACGCCCACGACAUCGCUCUCAUCCUCGGCAGCACCAAUGGGCUCUUCGGUCAGAUAUUCUGUGAUUUUGGGGAGAACUUUGAAGUGGUGGAUACCAAUGGAGAGUCACCAGUUUCUGCCAUGGUGGCUGGCAUCACCAAGGAGGAGAACAGUGUGGUGACCUGCCUGGAUGAGUCUCGUCACAGCCUGGAGGACGGGGACCACGUGACCUUCUCAGAGGUGCAGGGCAUGACGGAGCUCAAUGGGUGCAGUCCCAUCCCAAUCAAGGUGCUGGGUCCCUUCACCUUCAGCAUCGGGGACACCACCAAGUUCUCGGACUACGUGCGGGGGGGAAUUGUGACUCAGGUUAAGAUGCCCAAAAUUAUCAAGUUCAAGUCCCUGGAGGAGUCACUGAAGGACCCAGAGUUUGUGAUGACGGAUUUCGCCAAGUUUGACCGGCCCAGCGUCUUACACUUAGCCUACCAGACCAUGCAGGACUUUGCUGAGAAGAACGGACGCCUGCCCAAGCCCUGGAGUGAAGGGGAUGCUGAUGCCUUCCUGGGCCUGUUCAAGGAGGUGAAUGCUGCCAGCCCCUGCAAAGUGGAGGAGUUUGACGAGGGCCUUGUCAAGAUGUUUGCCAAGAUCUGCUCCGGCGACCUGGUGGCCAUGAAUGCUGUGAUUGGCGGCAUCAUCGCACAGGAGGUGAUGAAGGGGUGCUCUGGCAAGUUCACCCCGAUCAAGCAGUGGCUGUACUUUGAUGCCCUCGAGUGCCUUCCCGAGGACACCUCCUCACUCACCGAAGAUCUGUGCGCUCCCAGCGGCAAUCGGUAUGACCCUCAGGUGGCAAUAUUCGGCAAGGAGUUCCAGGAGAAGCUGGGCCGCCAGAAGUACUUUGUGGUGGGUGCUGGCGCCAUUGGGUGCGAGCUGCUGAAGAACUUUGCUAUGCUGGGUCUGGGGCUGGUGAAGGACGGGGGGCAGAUCGUGGUGACUGAUAUGGAUCUCAUCGAGAAGAGCAACCUCAACCGGCAGUUCCUGUUCCGUCCAUGGGAUGUCCAGAAGGCCAAAUCUAACACUGCUGCUGCUGCUGUCAAGGUGAUGAACCCGGACGUGAACAUUGUGGCGCACCAGAACAGAGUUGGGCCAGAGACAGAGCGCCUGUAUGACGACACCUUCUUUGAGGCACUGGAUGGCGUGGCCAAUGCCCUGGACAAUGUGGAGGCCCGCCUGUACAUGGACAGGCGCUGCGUGUACUACCGCAAGCCCCUGCUGGAGUCUGGCACACUGGGCACUAAGGGCAACGUGCAGGUGGUGGUGCCGCACCUCACUGAGUCGUACGGCUCCUCCCAAGAUCCUCCCGAGAAAUCCAUUCCCAUCUGCACCCUGAAGAACUUCCCUAAUGCCAUUGAGCACACCCUGCAGUGGGCGCGGGACAUGUUCGAGGGGGAGUUCCGGCAGGCGGCAGAAAAUGCAGCCCAGUACCUCCAGGACCCCAAGUUCAUGGAGCGCGCUCUCAAGCUGCCCGGCUCCCAGCCCGUGGAGACUCUGGACAGCGUGAAGCGCGCCUUGGUGGAUGACCGGCCACAUUCCUUUGAGGACUGUGUGCUGUGGGCCCGGAAGAGCUUUGCCGAACAGUUCAACAACCAGAUAGUACAACUCCUUCACAACUUCCCCAAGGACCAGACCACAUCCAGCGGGGAGCCGUUCUGGUCUGGCCCCAAGCGGUGUCCCCACAGCAUAAGGUUCAACUCCACCACGGACCUGCACUUGGACUACGUGGUGGCUGCUGCCAACCUGAAGGCAGAGGUGUAUGGCAUCCCACAGGUGAGGGACCGCCAGGCUGUCAUGGACAUGGUGGACAAGAUUGAAAUCCCAGAGUUCGUCCCCAAGUCCGGCGUGAAGAUUGCAGUGACGGAUGCCGAGGCUGAGGCCCAGAGCAACCAGGUGGACAGCGAGCGGGUGUCCAACCUGCAGGCGGCCAUCCCCUCGGCCACCAGCUUCGGUUCACUCAAGCUGAAGCCCCUCGAGUUUGAGAAGGACGACGAUUCCAACUUCCACAUGGACUUCAUUGUGGCCGCCUCCAAUCUGAGGGCAGAGAACUACGACAUUGCUCCUGCCGACCGCCACAAGAGCAAACUGAUUGCUGGGAAGAUCAUCCCUGCCAUUGCCACCACCACUUCCCUCGUGUCUGGCCUGGUGUGCCUGGAGCUCCUCAAGCUGGUGCAGGGACACCGCAAGCUGGAGCUGUUCAAGAAUGGCUUUGUCAACCUCGCACUGCCAUUCUUUGGCUUCUCUGAGCCCAUCCAGGCCCCAACCAACAAGUACUACGACAAGGAGUGGACCUUAUGGGACCGGUUUGAGGUUGAUGGGGAAAUGACUCUGGAGAACUUUAUCAAGUACUUUGAGGAAGAGCACCAGCUGGAGAUCACCAUGCUGAGCCAGGGCGUGUCCAUGCUGUACUCCUUCUUCAUGCCCCCCGCCAAGAGGAAUGAGAGGAUGGCCCUGCCGAUGUCUGAGGUGGUGAAGAAGGUGAGCAAAAAGAAGAUUGAGCCACACGUGCGGGCACUGGUAUUGGAGCUCUGUGCAAACGACAAGGACGGAGAGGAUGUGGAAGUGCCGUACGUGAAGUAUAACCUGCCCCAGUAGAUGUGAGCCGGCAGACACGGACAGGGACGGGGACAGGCCACCUCGAAGACUCGUAUUGUUGGCGAUGCCGUGAGGAGCCGGCAUCCAUGGGGAGUGUUACUCAUGGCUCUCCCUGAACAACAAAUGAAGUCUCUUACAUUCUCUUCCGUGACUGUUCACUGUGGAAGGUUGAAUCUGAUGACUGUCUCACUUUGCACAUGAACAGGUUAAUUAAGGCAGGUUUGUGAAGGAUUCCCAAACUUUUGUAAAAACAGUUAUAUGUAAAGAGCUUGUGACUAUAAAAGCUUGUAGUAUAUGGCACAGCAUACUGAAAGGCAAGGUAUUUGAUGAAUUCAACACUUCAUCAAUACAGGAUCUUGUGAAAAUGUAUUUGCAAGAUGUUUAUUAUCUCGAAAUUGAGAUUGUUUACUUUAAGAAGUAACUUAAUUUUUCUUUAUAAGUAUGAGGACAUCGUAAUCUGCUGUUUUGUUCACUUUGGAGUAAUGUGAAGGCAGACUUUAAGUAAGGAAAGCAGGAAUCAGUCUCCUAAGAUGUGAAGCAGUGUCAUCAUCAUCAUCAUCAGCAGCAACAGCAGUCUCUAAGAAUGAUGCCACAGAAAGGAGCACAAGGCAUUUUCAGUGGUGACAUGAACCAGGCAGGUGUGUUUGCCUCACAGACACCCACACACCACUCACCUGGCUUUGCAACACUGUAAAGGUACCCAAGGUCUGAAAGGGAUGCUACACAAAAAUAUAGGAAUUGCAAGUGAGAUUUUUGAAGAUAAAACUACUAAAAUGGUUAUAAAACCAUAAAAAUUGAUAGGUUAUAAGAAUAUUGACAAGAUGGAAGGAAGCCAGAGACAAGUACAAUGUGACAUUAAAAGGAAUAUCAACACACUUUUCCACCUUGCCUCUGCUGUUUAAUUCACUGCUGACACCAAAGUGGAACGGUUGAAUGUGGAGUAAUGUUUCACCUCAGGUACAAUUGAAUUAAGGUUUAUAGCUGGAUGAAACUCAACAAUUACUAGUGAAUCAGAGACAUGUGUGUUGCAAGUCUUGUGUAACCAGACACAUUCACAACCACAGCCUCUGAAACAAGCAGCAAAAAUGAGUUUCUUGAGAGAUGAAUGAAACGGUGCAAGAAAGAUGGGUCUAAUACCUCUUCCUGGUGUUUUGCAGCUGCUCCUGAAUGCAGAUUUUCACUUUACAGAGAUGCUUUCUUACAGGCAAGGCAGAUCAUGAGAAAAGAAGACUGCACCAGGCCAGUUGACUUAAGCAAGGCAGGUCCUCAGUCUGGAAUAGGUGACCAGUAAAGACAAGAGUGUUUGGUGAUCAGUUCAUGCCACUGCUGAGAAUGGCCAUGUUGUCAACCAAGACAUUUCAUAACAUCAAAAAAAAAAAAAAAAAAAUGUAGCUGAAAAGGGAAGCAUACUAGCUCUAGAACAUUUUUUGCUGAACAAUUAAUAUACUUGCUCCUUUUAUUUUUUCUACUUUUUUUUUUAUUUAUUUUUUUCCCCUACUGGUGUAGAGAUGAUGAGUAACACAAGCAAGCUGGUCAUGUGUGUGUGGCAGGCAGCUGAGUGAGUAAUGAGGAAGGUGGAAGGCAGCCUCUGUUCACCCCCACCCAUCACUUUGCAUAUAGGCCAGGGGGAGUAAGGUAUCACCCUCACCCCGUGGCCCUCCUAGAAUUUGAGAUCAGUAUCCUGUAAGUGCUACAUGUUAAGUCAGAAGGAGUGGAUGGACACUUUCUAAGUAGUUCAGUGCAAGUGUUGAGUGAGUGUUUUAAUUUUUGUAUUGCUUCAUCUUUGCUUGGUACCCAUGAUGAUACAUAUUAAACUGUGAUUUAA